Molecule: messenger RNA, 630 nt
Organism: Leptomonas pyrrhocoris
Lineage: Eukaryota; Euglenozoa; Kinetoplastea; Trypanosomatida; Trypanosomatidae
Product: putative histidine secretory acid phosphatase
Exons: 1
Coding region: 1-630 (209 amino acids)
Source: RefSeq, a predicted model, not a curated record
AUGAUUACAACAAGUACCGUAGAGAUCGACAACACUCAGGGUGCCGCGUCGCAGAACCUCGCGCAGACCAUGCUGGCCAACAUCAACGCACACAAGCUGUCGCCGUCCUUCAAGCUGUACGAGUACAGCACGCACGACACGAUGCUGGCGCCGCUCGCCGUCACCCUCGGUGACCACAGCGAACUCACAAUGCGCGCCCCGUACGCCGUCACCAUUAUCGUGGAGCUGCUGCAGGACACGGAGUCGCCCAACGACUGGUACGUGCGUCCGGUGCGCGGCAGCCCGACACGGCAGGCCAACGGCAGCUACGUGUUCCAACUCAUGAAUCUGGAGGUGCACUGCAUCGACGCUGCCGGCAACCAGUACCUGGCGACAACCGGCAUCUGUCCGCUCGACGGCUUCCGCCGCAUGGUGGACUACUCCCGCCCCUCCGUCCCCAACGGGCAGUGCACCUUGGCGCAGAACCAGUAUGAUAACAUGGGAUGCCCGCGCACCGUUGCGGAUGGCAAGCCGGUUCAGGGCUACUGUUGGAUGUACCGCUAUGUAUGCCCUCAGACCGCCUGCCCUGAUGGGAACGUCCUGGGUCGCGAGGACCUCCAGUGCUACCCGACUGGCGGCAACACAUCCUAG